GCGCGCCCACCCGCCGCCAUUUGAACGGGGAGUCCAUGGCGGCCGGCGAGUCUGCGGCGCUACCCGAGGAAUGGCGGUUUUACCUUGUCCCCGCCCGAGCCGCCACUUUCCGCAACUGGCCCUUCACCGAGGGCUGCUCCUGCACGCCCGAGAGGAUGGCGGCGGCGGGUUUCGUGCACUGCCCCAGCGAGAACGGCCCCGACGUGGCGCAGUGCUUCUUCUGCUUCAAGGAGCUGGAGGGCUGGGAGCCCGACGACGACCCCCUGGAGGAACACAAAAAACACUCUGCGGGCUGCGCUUUUCUUUCCCUGCAGAAAGAUCCCACUCACCUAACGCUGCAGGAGUUCCUGAAGCUGGACAAAGAACGAAUGAAAAACGCAAUUAAAAAAGAAAUCUCUCGGAAGGUGAUCGAGGUUGAAGAUGCAGCCAAGAGAGUGCGUCGUGAAAUAGAGAAUCUGGUCUCCUAGGUAACUGUAGCUUCUCACUUGCUGGUGACAUCUGUGGCGUAGGCGUGCUCUGGCACUGCUGCUGUGGCUGAGUGACUGUGUUUCCUGAGACUGCUUUCCAAACAGGCGUUUCUGAGAAGCUGACUGAAUUCUCCAUCACUCACCUGAGUCUGUCUGGGAAGUACCUGGGGUUUGAUGCACUGCAUACGUUAUUUUUUUUUUUUCUGCAGGGAUUUCCCUAUUUUUUUUCCCAUUGGUUUAAUUAAGGAUUACUACUUGUGGUUUUAUUUGUUCUUUUUUACUUUUUUUUUAAACCCAUCUGCUUCCAUUUUGGAGGUGCUCAUAGCUCUGGUGCAAAAGGUUGUGUUUCUUGCAAGAGCUGGCAGGCACUUCCAUUUUUAUACUGAAUAUGCUAAUGCUUUUGGAUACUUUUGGAAAUAAAGAGGGGAAGGAGUUUUAAAACGCCUUCAGGGAUUUAGGAUUGUGGCUAGCAAUGUCUAAUACCAAAUCUUAGUGUGCCUGAUAUCCUUGUAAACUUCUAUUUGUAGUUGGCUGCUGCCUCGUGUUGAUGCAUGUAUAAAUAAAAGUUUAAAGGCAAAAUGA
This is a messenger RNA of Tyto alba (common barn owl), 1049 nucleotides long. RefSeq names its product baculoviral IAP repeat containing 5 (gene BIRC5). NCBI's taxonomy places the organism in Eukaryota, Metazoa, Chordata, Aves, Strigiformes, Tytonidae. The transcript is spliced from 4 exons. Bases 36 to 467 code for a protein of 143 amino acids. The record is from RefSeq and is a predicted model, not a curated record.